GAGUCUGGGUAGUACGGUACAGAUAAAGCUAUUUGUGUCUGCGGCGGGAUUAAUCGUUUCCUCGUACAGCGAUUGCUCCAGACGUAAUCCGGAAAGCUCACACAGAAUGGCCCAAGGGAUACCAAGUGAUCUUCUGAUGAAUGCAACCCUCAUAAAUGAUUUAGCGGUUGUGGCAAAAGAUGCUGCACUUUUACAAGGUGUCCUUAUGAGGGUUAAAGAAUCCCCCAACUCCUCAGAGGUGGUGACAUAUGCCCCCUUCACGCUCUUCCCCACACCUGUGCCGAAAGCUCCUUUCCUCCAAGCCAUGGCAGUGCAAACUCAUUACAACACACUGGUUGAUAAGAUCAGCCAAGAUCCUGACUUCCUGCAAGCGGCUCUUGCCAGCACCAUUGCUGUGGAUGAUUUCACUGCAAGAUUGUUCAAGAUCCACCAGCAGGUCCUGAAAGAAGGAAGGUUGCAGUCAAUUGUGUUGGGUCUGAAUCGAUCCGAUUACAUGCUGGACCAGAAGGAGGAUGGACACACGUCUCUAAAACAGAUCGAGAUCAACACUUUUGCCGCUAGCUUUGGAGGCCUCUCAUCACGAAUGCCUGAUGUACACCGACACAUUCUUAGGGUUGCUGGCCGGCUGGAAGAGAGCCAGCGCAUCAUUGACAACAACCCAGCAGUUGGUCUGGCCAAGGCCGUGGCCAAGGCCUGGGAGCUCUAUGGAUCAAAGCAAGCGGUCGUCAUGUUCUUGGUGGAGGAGAACCAGAGGAACGCCCUGGAUCAACGAUUUAUUGAGAAUGAGCUGUGGAAAAGGAAUAUUGCCACCAUACGAAAGCGUUUUGAGGAUGUCGCUGAAUCCGGAAACCUUGAUCAGGACAAGAGACUGUUUGUUGAUAGCCAGGAAGUUGCGGUGGUCUACUUCAGGAAUGGCUACAUGCCUCAGAACUACGAGUCUGAAAAGGCUUGGGAGGCUCGCCUGAUGAUGGAGUGCUCUUUGGCUGUGAAGUGUCCGGAUAUCAGCACCCACCUGGCUGGAACAAAGAAGGUGCAGCAGGUGCUUGCUAAGCCCGGUGUUCUGGAACACUUUUUCCCUGACCAGCCACAGAUAGUGGCGCAAGUCAGGGCCACAUUUGCUGGCCUCUACACUCUGGACAUGGGAGCAGAAGGCGACAAAACUGUUGCAAUGGCUUUGGCGACGCCAAAUCGGUUUGUCCUGAAGCCUCAGCGAGAAGGAGGAGGAAACAACAUUUACGGACAAGAGAUCUGUGAGGUUCUUGGCAAAGUGAAGGACAGUGCUGAGAGGACGGCCUUUAUUCUGAUGGAUAAGAUCCAGCCCGUGCCCACACAGAACUACUUGCUGAGAAGAGGCACGCCCCUUCAAAUUAGUAAUUGUCUCAGUGAGCUGGGCUUCUUUGGAACCUAUGUCAGGCAUGGUAAAGACAUGGUGAUGAACGACUGUGUGGGCCAUCUUCUGAGGACCAAAAGUUCAGAACACUUGGAUGGUGGGGUCGCAGCAGGAGUGGCAGUUUUGGAUAACCCGCUCCUCUUCUGAGAAGGUGCACUGGUAUUUGGAUGACAACAGAAGUCGCUCAAAUGCACCAUCUUUUUAUGUAUUUCAUAGGAAUACCCACUGCUACCUCAUGCAAGUCUACGUUGAGAAAGGAAAAAGUCAAAUGGCAGUUGUGGCAAUCAUCUACAUUGAUAAUUUCAAAAGUUAAUCAACAUUUGUGAUUGCAGAAAUUCAAGGCGGGGUGAAUGACAACUACCGGUACUUAUGAUUUCAGUUUGGGAUUUUUUUUUAGGCAUUUUUUUGAUGUGAUUUAUUUUGGGGUUUUUUUGUUUUGUUAAUUUGGUAUGUUUUUUGGUAUCUUCAAAUAACAAGGAAGCAGCAAAAGGCUGGGAAAAGUUGUUGAAGCUUGAUGAAAUUAGUUUUAAAAUGUUAUUCACAUCCCUGCUAAUGUAAAUCUGAAAAUAUUAUUAUUAUAGGAUCCUAGUAUAAUCGACGGUCUUGCUCACGAAAGACAGAAAACCUCCAAAAAUGAUGGACUUAACACGGACAGAAGUGGGUUUUCCACCAUCGGUCUCAUCGUCACCAACUCGGUACCGCCAAGCUUCCUAAACAGGCCCAAAAAUACCCACAAUAAGUUAAAUCCAUGACAAUUAUAGUUUAUCUGGGCUCGAAAAAAAUGAUUUGUAAAAUAUUUGU
Hippocampus comes (tiger tail seahorse) is the source of this 2191-nucleotide messenger RNA. RefSeq names its product glutathione synthetase. The record is from RefSeq and is a predicted model, not a curated record. NCBI's taxonomy places the organism in Eukaryota, Metazoa, Chordata, Actinopteri, Syngnathiformes, Syngnathidae. Gene Ontology annotation, molecular function: glutathione binding; ATP binding; glutathione synthase activity. Gene Ontology annotation, cellular component: cytosol. The transcript is spliced from 13 exons. Bases 107 to 1537 code for a protein of 476 amino acids. Gene Ontology annotation, biological process: glutathione biosynthetic process.